Fusarium proliferatum ET1 is the source of this 774-nucleotide messenger RNA. RefSeq lists its product as uncharacterized. Bases 1 to 774 code for a protein of 257 amino acids. The record is from RefSeq and is a predicted model, not a curated record. The transcript has a single exon. Lineage: Eukaryota; Fungi; Ascomycota; Sordariomycetes; Hypocreales; Nectriaceae.
AUGCCGGACGAACAUGACUUUCGACUACAAGCUCGACUAGAUAAAGUAGACACGUCGGCGCUCAAAGGGUCCAAGCAGCCCAUGACUCUGAACGACCUGAUCGCAUCAAUGUCACAUGCACCUUUCAUCAUUGGUCUUUGGAAGACCAUAGUUGCUGCCCAAGAUCAUAUUCAAGCACCGCCAGCCCAGCAAUUCGCCCAGUUCCCUUCGGCUCUUGUUGGUCGUCCCGUUGCUCUCGCACAUCUUUCAUUGGCACUCGAGCUUGCAACUCCACCUAUGCAGAGCCAAGCCUACGCCGAUUAUGCUGAAGACGAGGCCAACGAUGUCACUGGUGUGAGUCUGUCUGAGACUGUGGAUGGGGAACUCACACGAUAUGAGUUUGGCAUUAAAUUGGGCGACAUGUUGGGCCACCAAGAUGGGUUGAUUGGCUACUUCACACAUCCAGAAGCUGAGGAAGCUUGGAACAUUGUCACCGACUUUUCCAUCGACGAUUUGUCUCUACUGAGCGUCAAACACACAAACAAUGCACCUCCUCUCACCGUGUCCCCCAGCUAUCCACCUGUGCUGUCUGCGGGUACUUCUGACCCCUUCAACAUCACCGACGAGGCAAAUAAUUAUCAAAAGCGGAAAGCCGAGGCCUUGCAAUCUUCUCUCGUCACUGUACUCCUGGACCCCUUCCUUCCAAUCCACGUACGAUCAGGGAUACUCCCUGCAGUUCAAGUCCAGCUAAACCGAGACGACGUGGAGCGAGACCUUCAAAAUCUCGGCGUUUGA